GUAAUUCUCGGAAACGAAAACGGUAAAAUUAUCUAGAAACGGUAUCGGAAACGGUAAUGCAAUUUUUCCGACCGUUUCGUCGGAUUCCGUAUUCGGCGAAAAUUUCUCGAAAUUUCUGGAAAAAUUCCGAAAGCCCAACAAGCCAUGUCCCAACUCCUUGUUCACAGGAAAAUUUCGUAUUGGGCUGGCCCAUUAACUCUAACCCUAACACGCAUGCACGCAGCACGCUGCAGCACGCACGCGCGCACAACACAAUUGCACACCACACACGGUCUCGCGAGCCAGGCAGGAGACGCCGAGACGCCGCCGCCGCUGCACACCGCACGGACGCGGGGCGCACCGCCGCCAGACACGUCGCCGCCGUGCCACCACCGCCGGCCGCCGCCGCGCCGUCUGCCGCUCCACGUGGCUGCGCCGCCGGCCGCCGCCGCUCCGUACGCCAUCGCUCAGCCGCUGCUCCGCAGCUCCUCAACGUGGCUGCGUCGUCGGUCGCCGCAACAUCGCUACUCGGAGCCGUUGCCCGUCGCUGCUCGAAGCCGGUCGCCCAUCGCUGCUCCUGCUGGUACUCCGUCCACGACACCGCCGUUGCUCGCCUGAUCUGCAGGACCACGCCGCCGUCGCUCGCCUCUACAGCGCCGCCUCUCCGCUCGUCUGAUGUUUCUUUGCUAAUCUAUCAACUCAGCUGGUGUCUCAGGAGCUUCUUCAACGAGUACUAUUCAAAUUCGUCACAUGUGUUGCGAAUUGUGAGUGGCAAAUUCGUGAUCCACAGAACGGCGGCCCAGGCCCAUCCCGAACCACCAAAUCGCCUUCGAGACUUUUCUACACUUCUUCUCGCCGCCGAAACCAAGCAACACCUCUCACCUCGCCACCGCCGCCUCGCCAUGUCGGUGACGCUGCACACGAACCUGGGGGACAUAAAGUGCGAGGUGUUUUGCGACCAAGCGCCCCGAACGGCGGAGAACUUCCUGGCGCUGUGCGCGAGCGGGUACUACGACGGCACCAUCUUCCACCGCAACAUCAAGGGGUUCAUGAUCCAGGGCGGUGACCCGACGGGCACGGGGAAGGGCGGCGCGUCCAUCUGGGGGAAGAAGUUCGCCGACGAGUUCCGGGAGUCGCUCAAGCACAACGCGAGGGGGAUCAUGUCGAUGGCGAACAGCGGGCCCAACACCAACGGCAGCCAGUUCUUCAUCACCUACGCCAAGCAGCCGCACCUCAACGGCCACUACACCGUCUUCGCCAAGGUCAUCCAUGGCUUCGAGGUGCUCGACCUCAUGGAGAAGGCGCAGACCGGCGCCGCCGACCGCCCCCUCGCCGAGAUCCGCCUCAACCGCGUCACCAUCCACGCCAACCCUCUCGCCAACUAAUCUAGACACUCCUUCUGUAAUCUCAGAUAUGGAUCAUCUCAAUCUUCCUGUAACAACUCUGUUCGGAUUUGGCUUGUGGUUGUCUUAUCUCUUAUUUAUGUUCAUCAAUUAAUCUAGCCAGCUGAUAGAGUCUCUUAGCAAUCGAAUUCCAUUAGGAGUAAUCCACAUUUGAUCUGCUUUAGUAGCCGUAGGUUCUGACGAUCUGUGUUAGCAUAUACAGAUUUCGUGAAUCGUGUUGGAAAAUCUGAAAUUACUCUGCAAAUAUGGAUCAAAAGCAGAAAAGGAAAGAAAAAGGUUUGGUUUGGUUUAA
Molecule: messenger RNA, 1674 nt
Organism: Oryza brachyantha (malo sina)
Lineage: Eukaryota; Viridiplantae; Streptophyta; Magnoliopsida; Poales; Poaceae
Product: peptidyl-prolyl cis-trans isomerase CYP18-1
Exons: 4
Coding region: 57-1364 (435 amino acids)
Biological process (GO): protein peptidyl-prolyl isomerization; protein folding
Cellular component (GO): catalytic step 2 spliceosome
Molecular function (GO): peptidyl-prolyl cis-trans isomerase activity
Source: RefSeq, a predicted model, not a curated record